ACAGACAGACGGACAGAGCGAUGCCGCUGCAGACCGAGAUCCUGCGCGAGGUCUGGGCUGCCGACAGCCCCAGUGAAGAGCCAGGGAGCCCCCAGCACAAGCCCAAACAGAAGCUGAAGAAGAAGAGGCAGGAGCCAGGGCUGGAGCCCGAGGCCAAACCGCGGCGGCCGCGGGUGAAGAAGCCGAGUGAGGCAGGGGCUGCAGAGGAGCCUCCAGCCCCGGCACAGGGGGUGAAGAAAGUGAGGAAGAAAAAGGAGGAGAAGGGGGAGGAGGAGAGCGACAAGGACCCCUCCUCCAAACUCACCAAGGAGCCUCGGAAGAAGAAGGAAAGCCUGGCUCCCCGCUCCCAGGCGGCCAAGGGCUCCAAGAAGCCACAAGAGCCGGCUGAGGAUGAGGAUGAUGAGGAAGAGGAAGAAGAGGUGGAGAAUAAAAACCCGCCAAAAAAGCUCAAGAAGAAGCUUCCCAAAGAGCCCCUCUCGGGCGGGGGGGAGAAGAAGCUGAAGCCGAAGGAAGACAAGAGUGACCCUGAGAGCAAAGCCAAAUCUGCCAAAAGCACCAAGAAGGAGCCAAUGUCCGUGUUCCAGGUGAAGAAGGAGAAGAAAAACAAGAAGAAAGCUGACACCAGCAGUGAUGAGGAGGAUGAUUCCGACUCCAGCACCAAACCCAUUAGGUCAGAGAAGAAGAAAAACCCAGCAUCCCUCUUUCAGACUGGUGGGGACCCCCCAAAAGAGAAAAAAUCCAAAAAGAAAGUUCCUCCCAAAGGGGCUGAGAGUGAGGAGGAGACCUCGGAGACCCUGCAGAAAAACUCCAACAAGAAGGGGAAAGCAAAGAAAUCAAAGAAGCAGAAGGAGGAGAGGCCCCCCUCCCCUGUCAUCGAGGUGGACAACCUGGAGGAGUUUGUGCUGCAGCCGGCGCCACAGGGAGUGACCGUCAAGUGCCGGGUGACACGGGACAAGAAGGGCAUGGACCGAGGGCUUUACCCCACCUAUUACCUUCACCUGGACAAUGACAAGAAGGUGUUCCUCCUCGCUGGGAGGAAGCGUAAGAAGAGCAAAACCUCCAACUACCUCAUCUCCAUUGACCCCACCGACCUGUCACGGGGUGGAGAGAACUUCAUCGGGAAGCUGAGAUCCAACCUGAUGGGUACGAGGUUCACUGUGUUCGACAACGGCGCGAACCCCGACAGGGCCAACGCUGACUGGUCCAACGUGCGGCAGGAGCUCUCAGCCGUGGUCUACGAAACCAAUGUUUUAGGGUUCAAAGGCCCCCGGAAGAUGACUGUCAUCAUCCCUGGGAUGAAUGCUGACUGUGAGAGGGUGCCCAUCCGGCCACGGAAUGAUAACGACGGCCUCCUGAUGCGAUGGCAGAACAGGAACAUGGACAACGUGAUCGAGCUGCACAACAAAGCCCCAGUGUGGAACGACGAGACCCAAUCCUAUGUCCUCAAUUUCCACGGCCGGGUCACCCACGCCUCCGUCAAAAAUUUCCAGAUCGUGCACAGCAGUGACCCCGACUACAUCGUGAUGCAGUUUGGGCGUGUGGCAGAUGACGCCUUCACCAUGGACUACAACUACCCCCUGUGUGCCGUGCAAGCCUUCGCCAUCGCCCUCUCCAGCUUCGAUGGGAAACUGGCCUGCGAAUAGCACCGGCACCGGGACUGCCGGGGCCACCGGGGCUGCCGGGACCACCAGUGCCCGGCGGAUGCUCCUGCAUCCCUGUCCUCUUCUGCCCCCUGCAUCUCCACCUUCUCGCAGCCACGGGUGUUCCUGGGGUGGUUCAAGGCACCUGGUGCCCGCUGAGUGCUGUGGGAUGCUCACCCAGAUGCAGCCAUCCUCUCCAGGCAAAUUCAGGGCAAAUCACUGGGCUGGGGUGAUGGCAGAGACAGGCUGGAGGUGUGUUCAUAUACAGCAGAUGAGGCUGACGGCAAUCCCUGACACAUCACUUU
Molecule: messenger RNA, 1945 nt
Organism: Catharus ustulatus (Swainson's thrush)
Lineage: Eukaryota; Metazoa; Chordata; Aves; Passeriformes; Turdidae
Gene: TULP1
Product: TUB like protein 1
Exons: 14
Coding region: 21-1643 (540 amino acids)
Biological process (GO): protein localization to cilium
Cellular component (GO): cilium
Molecular function (GO): actin filament binding
Source: RefSeq, a predicted model, not a curated record